Messenger RNA from Diabrotica virgifera virgifera (western corn rootworm), 1997 nucleotides. Its product is annotated as proton-coupled amino acid transporter 1-like. The coding region runs from base 80 to 1615 and encodes 511 amino acids. Gene Ontology annotation, biological process: amino acid transmembrane transport. Gene Ontology annotation, molecular function: amino acid transmembrane transporter activity. NCBI's taxonomy places the organism in Eukaryota, Metazoa, Arthropoda, Insecta, Coleoptera, Chrysomelidae. Gene Ontology annotation, cellular component: vacuolar membrane. The record is from RefSeq and is a predicted model, not a curated record. The transcript is spliced from 9 exons.
UGCAGAUAAACACGUAGACUUUGCAAAACGCGAGAAAGUAUUUUCCAAUUAGUUUAAAUUAAAAGUUUGUGAUUUAAUCAUGAGUUCCGAACGCUUGUUACCACAAAAUAGUGUUUCCACUAGUUAUCACUCCAUUCUACAAGAAAAUAGAAUGGAAUUACAUCACAGUCAAAACCAACCAAACCAAUAUGACGUAGAGAGCAAUAAUGCUCCUUGGUAUGGAUCAAAAACGAGUUGUGCAAGCCAAAGUAACGGAGUGAUGUUUCAGUCAACAGAUCUAAUUUUAAAUCCUUCAGAAACUAAGAAAAAAAACUCUACAUCAGGAGCAGAAGGAAAAGGCGGGGGAGGACAUGGACAUGGAAUUUCAGUGGAACAUCCAACUUCUUAUGUGGAAACUUUAAUGCACUUGUUUAAAGGAAAUGUCGGAUCAGGCAUAUUCGCUAUGGGUGACGCAAUCAAAAAUGCCGGUAUUGUAUUGGGACCCAUAGUUGUACUCUUUCUUGGAAUUAUCUGCGUUCAUUGUCAACAUAUGUUGUUAAAUGCCGCUAAAGCUUUACAAGAGAGGCAUCAAGUCAAGCAGUCCCCGGAUUUCGCAGAAACAGUUGAACUGUGCUUUGAAAAAGGUCCACCUAAAUUGGCCAGACUAUCCGUUUUUGCAAGAAAGUUAGUUAAUACUUUCUUGUGCAUUACACAACUUGGAUUUUGCUGUGUAUAUUUUGUUUUUAUUUCUGAUAAUAUCAAACAGGUAUUGCAUAGCCAUGGCUAUGACGUAGAUGUCCAUGUACUUAUGGCUAUAAUCUUAAUACCUAUUUUGUUACCAUGUCUAGUUCGAAAUUUGAAGUAUUUAGCUCCAUUUUCUACAUUAGCUAAUUUUUUAAUGAUGAUAGGAAUAAUUAUUGUUUUAUACUAUGCAAUCUCUGAUGGACUUCCCUCUGUUACACAGAGGACUUACGUAGCGAAUCCUAAAACGAUGCCAUUAUUUUUUGGAACAGCUGUAUUUGCUUUUGAAGGAAUAGGAUUGGUUUUGCCACUUCAAAAUGAAAUGAAGAAGCCGACAAAUUUCGCAAGAAAAAUAGGUGUACUAAAUGUUGGAAUGUCAUUUGUUACCAUUUUGUAUAUUGUGGUUGGUUUCAUUGGAUAUUUAAAGUUCGGUGAGGAAAUUGAGGGAAGCAUUACCCUUAAUCUACCUAAAGAUGAAUGGUUAUACCAAGCAGUUAAAAUAGCAAUAUCUAUUGGAAUCCUUCUGACAUACUGCUUACAGUUCUAUAUUGCUGUUGGAAUUAUGUGGCCAGUUGCACACGGAUUAUUGGGCGACAUUAAACAUCCUAUAAUGGGAGAGUUAAUUUUUAGGACUAUCUUAGUACUUAUCACAUUUGUAUUGGCAGAAGCAAUCCCUUUUCUGAACUUAUUUAUAUCCCUGGUAGGAGCCGUUAGCAGCUCAGCUCUUUGCCUAGUCUUCCCUGCCCUUUUAGAUUUGAUAAUAAAAUUCUGUCAUGAGGAGCUGACGCCGUUUGUUAUUGUUAAAGAUGUCUUUAUUCUUUUGGUUUCACUUAUGGGAAUGUUAACAGGAGGUUUUGUAAGCAUCCAAUCCAUAGUAGAAGCUUUCCAAAAAUGAAGUUCGAAGCAACUGAAGAGUUUAGCAUCAUAGCCAUGGUUACCUUUUAGACGUCGGUCGGUAACUCGUUUGCCGAUUAAUUUUAUACCAUUAGAUUUUAAGACUACUUGUAUAUAGAGAUUAUAAGUAAAGAAAUAUUUAUUUUUAAGGACAAGAUCAAAAUAUUUUAUAUUUUAUAAUUAUAUGUUAUAAUUAAGAUGUAAUAUUACAAAAAAAAAUUAUAAGCAUCACUAAAUUCCAAAUAAUAUCUAGUAAUAUUUCUAGCAAAAUAAUUGGGCGAAAAUGUCUGGUUUUAGAAAUAAUUCUAAUAAAUCAGAAAUAUAUAUAUACAGGGUGGUUCAUCUUAUUCGCCUCGGUCUCUGUAAGGAAAACCACUUAAUAU